AUGUUGCCUGAGAAAGCUCAACAGAUUGCAGCUGAGGAAGGUAAAGCUAUAGAGUCAAUGGAACCUGAUCUUGUUAACAAAUUGAGGAAGUUGUUGAUAAUGUCUGCUGAUUUUAGAGUGCCUUUGGAGAAGGUUGAGUUUAUUCAGUCUGUGAUGGGUUUACCCCUGGACUUUAAGAGUAACUUGAUCCCAAAGUAUCCGGAUUUUUUCUCUUUAAAGGUGGUUUACAAGAAAGUUCAUCUUGAGCCAAAUGAGAGCAGAAAGAAGGUUAGGAUCACAAAGGAUGGUAAAUCAACUCUUAUUGAUUCUCUUGUAGCUGCUGCUGGAAUCAUUGCACAAGAAGUUACUGAUGAUGUUCGUAUAUGA
This is a messenger RNA of Eruca vesicaria subsp. sativa (arugula), 366 nucleotides long. Lineage: Eukaryota; Viridiplantae; Streptophyta; Magnoliopsida; Brassicales; Brassicaceae. The record is from the annotation of a GenBank genome assembly.